AUGUUUGACGCUAAAUCCGCUCUUACUUUGUUUCGCAGUAGCUUGAAGCAGCUAUGCACUGCUACGUCUUCAGCUUCUUCUUUUAGUGCACCUUAUGCUGUGCGCUUUAAGCACGAGUACGCGCCGCGAUUUGUCAAGGUUGGCAAGAAGCACAAAGGCCGCGUCCCUGUGCGCAUUGGUGGUUCUAUCAAAGGUUCCACGUUACAAUUUGGUCAAUACGGCCUGCGCCUCAAGAGCGAUGGUGUUCGUUUAGCUGCUAUUCAGCUCAAGGAGGCCGAUAACUGGCUUAUGCGUACUAUGCGUGCCAACGGUGCUCAGCUUAUCCGCCGCCUUCAGACUAACAUUGCUGUCUGUGUUAAGGGUAACGAAACCCGUAUGGGUAAGGGCAAGGGUCCCUUUGAUCACUGGGCAGUCCGUGUUCCUACUGGCAAGAUUCUCUUCGAAAUCAACGGUCCUAAUCUCCACGAACAAGUUGCUAGAGAUGCUUUCCGCGUGGCUGCUGACAAGCUUCCUGGGAUUUAUGAAGUCGUCACUCUUUCCGACAAGCCUAAGGCAGGCUUUGAUCGGGUUGACGUUCCAGAAAAGGUCAAUGUUGUUCAAAAUAUGUUGGCAAACCCGACAAAAAGAAUGGCCAACAUUUUGAAGUCGAAGGAAGACUUUUACAAGAAGUACAGACGAUGA
Molecule: messenger RNA, 681 nt
Organism: Magnusiomyces paraingens
Lineage: Eukaryota; Fungi; Ascomycota; Dipodascomycetes; Dipodascales; Dipodascaceae
Product: mitochondrial 54S ribosomal protein uL16m
Exons: 1
Coding region: 1-681 (226 amino acids)
Biological process (GO): mitochondrial translation
Cellular component (GO): mitochondrial large ribosomal subunit; ribosome
Molecular function (GO): structural constituent of ribosome; rRNA binding
Source: RefSeq, a predicted model, not a curated record